CUUUAUUUAGUACAAUCAAAAUUAACGAAAAUAAGUUGGAACCCUUGUAAUUGGAGUGAACGGAACAGCUAUCAACAAACUCUUGUCAAGUUGAGACUGCAAAUGAUAUGUUGACAUCACAUCUGAAACUGGCUUUGUGAGGAAAUGAUGAUGCUGGAACUAUGAAAUCAUUGAACAAAUAAAACUGUUCCUGAAUCAUAACAAACAACAGGGGAUACCCCUCCCAUCGAUGAUUCACCUUCAAAUGUUCCUGAAUAUCCAAUCAGCUACUCCUAAAAUACAAGCAAGUGAAAACAUUCAUAGGUCAAGUGUACUGAAGAAAUCACAUUAACAGUUCUCACCUUAUAAUAUUAUUAGUGCUAUGGGAUAACAUCUAGACAUAAUAUGUAGAUAUGGUGUAUUAGAAAAUGGAUGUAAUAUAUUAAUAGUGACCUACAAAAAACAUACAGACGACAGAUUGAUUGUAACAAUGGAGGGUGAAGAUGGAUAUGAUAUAAUUUGGAAAGUUGUGUUGAUAGGUGACUCUGGAGUAGGAAAAAGUAACCUGUUGUCACGGUACACAAGAAAUGAAUUUAGACUUGAAAGUAAACCAACCAUUGGAAUUGAAUUUGCAACUAGAACUGUAGAGCUAGAAGGCAAAUCUAUUAAGGUCCAGAUUUGGGACACAGCUGGUCAGGAGAGAUACAGAGCAAUCACAAGCGCUUAUUACAGAAAAGCUGUUGGAGCAUUAUUAGUGUAUGACAUUGCAAAAUUCUCAACAUUUGAGAAUCUAGAAAAAUGGAUAUCAGAAGUAAAAACCCAUGGGGAAUCAGACAUUGUUAUUAUGCUAGUAGGAAAUAAAUCUGAUCUCAGACAUCUAAGGACUGUUAUGUUUGAUGAUGCCAAAAACUUUUCAGAUCAGAAUGGGUUUGCUUCCAUAGAAACCUCAGCAUUAGAAGAUACCAAUGUAGAACAAGCUUUCAAAAAUCAUUUAAAUGAUAUAUUCACUGUGCAAUCCAAAAAGUAUGAAAAGAAAAGCGCCCCAUCUACCCCACCCGCUAGAGAGCCUCAUCCUGAGAUACAGGAUGCACCUCUCACUUCUCAACCCGACCCAAAGAAAAACAAACAAGCGUUGUGUUGUAAGACGUAAAAUAGAUGUCUGUCGUGAUGUUUGUGUCUGUGAUCAUGGUGUACAUAGUAUUAGAGAUUAUAAUUAUCAUUAAGAGAAACACUCCGAAACUUCAAUGGUUCCCACUUGAAUGGAUUGAAACUGGAAAAACUGUAUUGACUAGUACAGAUUCACUACUAAUAUGGAAUGGUACCAGUUGAAACUAAUGACUGGUUUCACUGUAAACUAUAUUGAUUGGUACCUUGUAAAACCAUAUUAAUUGGUGCCAAAUGCAACUGCUUAUUGAAAAUAGAAAAAAUCUGUAUUGUAUGAAGCUGUGCUUUAUUGAUGAUGCAUUUUAAUGGGUCUAAACCCGAGAGGGAUGACAAUGUUGGAUAUACUCCUAUUAAAAGGCCCCAUAUUAUAUGUCAUAAAAGAUG
Owenia fusiformis is the source of this 1527-nucleotide messenger RNA. The record is from the annotation of a GenBank genome assembly. Lineage: Eukaryota; Metazoa; Annelida; Polychaeta; Sabellida; Oweniidae.